Molecule: messenger RNA, 1843 nt
Organism: Cicer arietinum (chickpea)
Lineage: Eukaryota; Viridiplantae; Streptophyta; Magnoliopsida; Fabales; Fabaceae
Product: F-box/FBD/LRR-repeat protein At4g26340-like
Molecular function (GO): protein binding
Source: RefSeq, a predicted model, not a curated record
CAUAGGUUCAGUUGCUGAUUUAAACCCCUUAGUUUUACACUUUAUUUUAUCUUAUUAAUUUAAGUAGUCCAACUUUAACUGAUAGAGAUACAUAUUCCCCUGCAUCUUAGUAUUCAAGCAAAUAAAUUAGAAAGCCUCAUACUCAUUUUACAAAUGUAUAUUUCGUUUUAACAAUGUUAUGUUUGUAACCAAUUUGCAAGUGUUAGUAAUAUGACUCUUGCACAACGGAAAUAAUCUGAGUUCUAAUCCUAUAGUCGCCAACCUCCUACAAAAGUAUCGGAUGUUCCACCAAUGAUUCGAGAAUUAGCUCCCUAGUGGGGGUUCUAAAGCGGUUAAGUUGUAGCCCGAACUUGCUAUUAACAUGGAUUUGCGUGUUGUUAAUGCAUUUGGUAGACAUGUUGAUGCACCUUCUAAGUGGGAAAGGUUCGACAAGCGCGAAGACAUCAUAAGCGACCUACCUGACUACAUUAUUGGUUCUAUACUUUCGUUUCUUCCUACUAAAGAUGCCGUUCGUACGAGUGUUCUAUCAAAGAGGUGGAAAAACCUAUGGAAAUUUGUCACAGAACUUAGUUUUCAAGAUAGAAACCAUUUGCCUCACAGAAAGUUUAAAAAAACACACUUUUUACACUUUGUAUAUAGGAUACUAAUUCAUCUGAGUAGUUCAACAAUCCAUAGUUUUUCUCUUUCUGUUUACUAUAACUAUGAUCUUUCCCAUAUUAAUGAAUGGAUUUCUUUGAUUUCUGAUCUCCGAGUCAAAAAGAUUUGUUUCGAGUCACAGAUAAAACAGCGCAACUUUCCCUCCAAUGCCCUUAUCAAAUGCCAGUCUUUAGAGGAAUUGAUUCUGAAAAAUUGUAUUAUCACUUUUCCUCCCUUUAUUAGUCUUUCAUCCCUCACAGUUCUUAAAUUGUCUGUAGUCACACUUACCUGUUACGACCUGAAUAACUCGAAUGAGCCGAUAGAUUUAACACUUACAUUUCCAGUUCUUAGAAAGUUCGAGAUAGAAAGAUGUGCAUGGUUAAGUGUAAAGAGUGUCACUUUACAUGUGCCUCUACUUGAAGUUGUUUCAAUGGACUGUAAAUUUGUGAGGUUAAAUACUGAAUUUACGUUUUGUGCUUCGCGUGUUACAGAGUUUAUGUAUAUUGGUCCUUUUUUUUCAGAGACCAUUUGGGUAGACGCAGCACACAUUGUUUCUGCUGAUAUUACUAUAUAUGAUGGUUCAAAUACGAGUUUGGAAGAAUCGAUUCUUUUUGUUAGUAAGCUUCUCAGUAUUAAUGCAGCAAGUCUAAAGCUUUGUUUGCACGAAAAGAAGGUACUUGCACGAGUGAAACGUUCUUUUAAUGACAUUCCUGACUUUCAAAUAUUGCGUCAUCUGGAUUUAGACUAUGCAACUGGUGAUUUUUUGUUUGACUUACUUUUAAAAUCACCACGUUUGGAGACUCUUGUUUUAAAGGUACGAGGUGACUGGCGGCUUGAUUUUGCUGUUAUGCCGGGUUGUUUAUUUACCCUUAAAGUGGUAAAAUUUGUAAGAUUUGCUGGUACUCCUCAUGAGUUAAAUUUUGCUAAAUAUGUGAUGAAAAAUGCUCUAGCCUUAGAGAAAAUUACUUUCUGUUCUUCUAAGUUGUUUGGCUCGAAUAACUGCGAAAAACUUAGAGAAAAGAUCUUUUCAUACAGGACGUGGUUUAGUUCAGCAGUUAUAGAAUUUUCAUAUAUUACAUAAGUUUUUUAAGAGUGUUAGAAAUGCAAUGGUGGUUCUUGUUUAUUAUUGCAUUUGUAAAUUUGAGUGGGAGAAUGUACUAAACUGUUUACAAUUUUAAUAAAAUAAUUCUUUUACAUAUUCUAUUUA